AUGCACGGGUCAACAGUGGCAGAGAAGUGGUUGAACCUCUUCAAUGCUGUCUGCUGCCUUUUACUGGAGAGGGUGACUGGAACUAUCUCAACAAAAAAUCAAGCUGCUACCAUACAGAUAAGUCUCUGUUUAUCAAUUGGAGCGGCGGAGCCUCUGAUUCAGGUAUUUUUUGGAAUUGCCCAGCCCAGCUGCUACCAUACAGAUAAGUCUUACAUUUCUAAUAUGCCUCUUGGAACAUGGCAAAGUAACCGCUGUACAUUCUCAUCUUCGUGUUACUCUGAUGGGAUUAUGCCUAAUUUGUCGACCAAUGGAUCUUCAUGUACUGAUGAGCUUAGAAGUCCGGCAAUUUCAGAUGAGAGGAUCUCUGGUGAACGGGUUCUAAAACUACUUUCUGGAGCAUGUUACAUGCCUCAUCCUGCUAAAGAAGAAACUGGUGGGGAAGAUGCUCAUUUUAUGUGUGUGGAUGAGCAAGCACGAUGGAGUUGGUGGUUGGGCAGAUGUUGUUGCGGGUAUUGGAAAAAGCGCAUGCAAAGACUAAAGCCAUGGGUUCCUCAACAGCCUGCAUUAUUGCCCUUAAAAAUCAGGGGUGAUCUACCUAGCUCUGGACAGGUGUUCACAGUCACUGUUGCACCCGGAGAUGUGGUGGUUACAGGAUCCGAUGGCUUGUUUGAUAUCUUGUAUAAUAUGGAGAUAGCAGUUGUUGUGGCAGAUGCAGCCAAAGAUGGCCUUAGCCCGGAUGCUACAGCACAAAAGAUUGCAGUUUUUGCACGCCAUCGAGCUUUAGACAGGAAACAGCAAACUCCAUUCUCUACUGCAGCACAAGAAGCUGGAUAUUCUUAUUUUGGUGGUAAACUUGAUGAUCUCACAGUUGUUGUCUCUUACGUCUCUGUUUAA
This is a messenger RNA of Fraxinus pennsylvanica, 894 nucleotides long. The record is from the annotation of a GenBank genome assembly. NCBI's taxonomy places the organism in Eukaryota, Viridiplantae, Streptophyta, Magnoliopsida, Lamiales, Oleaceae.